AUGUUUAGCGCACGAAUACUCAGAACGCGUUUUAGUACAACAAUAAGGUGCCUAUGCCGGCAGUUGCAAGAAGCGGAAUUGGUUGCAUCUUAUGCAAGUGAUCAGAAUGAUUCUGGUGAAGGUACGAGCCGCUCGCAACGCGAAACUUGUGCAAAAAAAGAGGCAGCUCUCCGUGAAACUCGGAAACGAAUCAAAAGAUGGAAAAGCAGGAACGCACUGUUGCCCGAGGGUAGUCAAGAAGCAUCUGCUGACCCAAAUGCCAUGGAACGAAUUAGUGAAAAGGAGUUUCUGCAGAAGGUUGAGGAGGAAGAGCGCGAGUGGUCAGAACGAACCGAAGAUCUCAUGACAAAUCUCAGCAUUACUGCUAACGAAGAGGGUAGUCGCGGAAUAUUACCCCUGACGAAACGCUUGACUCCGGAAGAAAUGGAGUUAAAACGGAAGACCGGGAAGGUUUUCUUCCGACCAAUAGUUUAUAAUGAAGGGGAGUUGAAAGAGUCAGAUCUCAACUCUCCUCCAUCUGCAACAAAUCCUCAUCCAUUCGACCCUUCCAAGCACGCUGCUCCUGUUUAUAGUCGUACGCUCGUCCCUUUCGUCAAUCAUUAUCCUCUUCUGCAAGCGUUGGUUGAUAUUGGUGUGAAUUUGUUCGAGAUCGAGCAAAGCACUCAUGCUGCCAAGUUUCUCUUGCGCUUAGAUAUGGACAAAGAUGUGAAGCCUAAGCUGCAAUGGUUGGUGUCUCUUGGUUUUGAACCUAGCGAUUUGGGUGAUUAUUUAACCCGCAAUCCUUUCUUUCUUCUCCAAGAUUUGAGUGAUAUGCAGGCCCGGGUAAAUUACUUGAACUCGAUGAAGUUUUCAAAUGAAGACGUAUGUAAGAUAAUAAAAGACUUUAGGUAUUGGUUAAAUGUUGAUGUAAAAACAAUGGAUUCACGGUUGGGAUGGAUUCAGCAGCAAUUCAUGUUGAGCGGUAACGAAGUGCGAAACCUCAUUCGCAAAGAAGCUCGUAUUCUAAUGUUUGGAUUAGGGCCAUUACAGCGCCUAGUAAAUUUAUUCAACAAAGAAUUUGAGUUUACCCCAAAGGAAAUCAAGCAAAUAAUCAUAUCCGAUCCAAGAGUGUUCAUGAUGGAUGCGAAAUUCGUCACUGCCAACUAUAAUUACGUCCACAAAGUCAUGCGUCUACCUAAUUCUGUGAUUGUCAAGCAUCCAUUCAUUCUCCGUUGUUCGCACAGCAGCAUUCGAAACAGGCACGAGUUUCUCAAGAAGCUUGGAAGAGCGAUUUAUGAAGGUGCCACAGCUGAUCAAAAUGUUGGCACUGAUGCGCAAGAUGAAAAUCAAGUCCAACCUGUGUCGCUAGACGCCUUUCUUGAUCCAAGCGAUGCAGUCUUUGCGAGAAGAGCUGCCAACACUUACCUGGUAGUUUACAACAACUUCCUUCGUAACCAUUAGAAAUUGUUCCAUCACACUGCUCAAGUUUUUUCUUAUUUGAAUUGAGAUUAGCUUUAUGGCAAAGCUUCUAAGCUUGCAAGAAGUGCCUUCUUUAGAACUGCUUGUGUCUUUAUCAAAAGAUUCUUUGGAAUCUUGUGUAAAUUAGGUUCCGAUUAAGAGUUUAGGCUAUUCUUUACUAGUCGAUGCAUCUCUCAUAGUUCUUGAUAAUUGUUGUUACUUGUACAGGUUGUUCAUAGCUGUUGUUGAGAUAUGCGUUGUUUUUUCUGAUGAAAUUGAAAUUUGAUUUG
Messenger RNA from Cylicocyclus nassatus, 1727 nucleotides. Lineage: Eukaryota; Metazoa; Nematoda; Chromadorea; Rhabditida; Strongylidae. The record is from the annotation of a GenBank genome assembly.